ACGGUUUUCCGGACAAUGUUUCUGGUAACACAAGACUGCAAAGUACUUCCGGGUCUAAUCGUCCGGUCAUCCGCUUUCAGUCGCAGAUUUCCCGGCUCAUUUCCCUUAUUCCUCCUCCAAAUUUGCACCUCAGCUUUGAGCCCAAUCUCGUUUAAACCAACCGAUUUACCAGCUGGACCCUCAGAUUGCUCUGCAGCCAUGCGGGUGUUGCUAUUAUUCGCUGUGACCGUGCUCUCUCUCAGCCCGGUGGCGGUGAAUGGAGCCGAGAAGAAGAAGCUGCAGAUUGGCAUCAAGAAGCGAGUGGACAACUGCCCCAUCAAAUCCCGCAAAGGAGACGUGCUGAACAUGCACUACACGGGCAAGCUGGAGGACGGCACCGAGUUUGACAGCAGCAUCCCCCGCGACAGGCCCUUCACCUUCACCCUUGGCACUGGGCAAGUGAUCAAAGGCUGGGACCAGGGCCUCCUGGGCAUGUGCGAGGGCGAGAAGAGGAAGCUGGUCAUCCCCGCAGAGCUCGGCUACGGAGACCGGGGGGCUCCACCAAAGAUCCCCGGAGGAGCGACGCUUAUUUUCGAGGUGGAGCUGCUCAACAUCGAGAGGAGAUCCGAACUUUGAUGAAGAAACAUGGCAAGGGAGAUAACUUUCAAAACGUUCCAGGAGCUGCAGAAGCACAAAGCAGAGAAAUCCAAACUCUGAUGAAGACUACGAGGCCAUUAUGGGAGAUGCCCCGCGGCAGAUCUGCAGUCAACCUUUUUGGGCUUUUAAACUGGCCCUUAUGCUCUCAUUUAUUGGACUGAUGUGAUUAUAUGGUAACAGAGUAGUCUGUAUGUUUUUGCUAAACAUAAGUAGAACUGACAGCGGGCAGAGCAGACCAGGAUAUUGCUGUGGACGGAAAAAAAAGUCAUUUCCUGCCAUCUCAUCUCAUUUUUGUCGUUCAUUAUCUGUGAUUUAUAAACCAGUCCAUACGUUACUGUACUUCCUUUACAAAUUUAUGUAAAUUGUUUAUUAACUCAGAAGUCAGAAAUAUAAGGACAUCUGUUUUUGUUUAUCUGAAUUAUGAUAAUAAAAUGUUUACCUUACUGGA
This is a messenger RNA of Notolabrus celidotus (New Zealand spotty), 1084 nucleotides long. RefSeq names its product FKBP prolyl isomerase 2 (gene fkbp2). The transcript is spliced from 2 exons. Bases 16 to 615 code for a protein of 199 amino acids. Lineage: Eukaryota; Metazoa; Chordata; Actinopteri; Labriformes; Labridae. Gene Ontology annotation, molecular function: peptidyl-prolyl cis-trans isomerase activity. Gene Ontology annotation, biological process: protein peptidyl-prolyl isomerization. The record is from RefSeq and is a predicted model, not a curated record.